AUGCGGGUUACGAUACUGAGUCUAAUCCAUCCGGCUAGUACUGGUACAUUCGGACGUGUCUGCCUUUGCAGGGAGAAGUCAAGAGGGGGCUACCUGGCCGUCAAGAUAUUGGCCAUCAGUGACGUCAUAAGGCUGAAGCAGGUUGAACACGUCCGCAAUGAACGAGAGAUCCUGUCUGGAAUCCGACACCCUUUCAUCGUUAACCUGUAA
Molecule: messenger RNA, 210 nt
Organism: Nezara viridula (southern green stink bug)
Lineage: Eukaryota; Metazoa; Arthropoda; Insecta; Hemiptera; Pentatomidae
Source: the annotation of a GenBank genome assembly